CCCCAUUGAUGUGCUGAUUCAUCGAUGGCCACACUGAGUAUCUCACACACAGGUCAGUCAGUCAGUCAGUCAGUUCGUCAUCAUACCAACAGACGGAUUGAGAACACCCUCCAAGCAGCCAGUCAGCCACCGUCCCCAUGGCACGCAGUGCAGGCAGCAGGUGAGCCAUCACUGACUGCAUCGUUCACGAGACACCUGCCUAGCCUAGGUGGGUGGGUGAGCACAGGAACACCUGCCUGCCUGCCUGCUUGCAUUCCAUCCACCGCCGUCCACACUGUCGAGCGCCGCUUGCAAAGAUAACACAGUGCCGCGCGACAGGGAAGCACUCGAGUGAGUCAGACGGCGACAACCAUACCAUCCACAAAUCAAAGUCCCCCCCAUCCCUGCCACCCAAACCUGUCUAUGUCCGCAUCUCAUGUGAGCUGCAGCGACCUGAAUGUCUCCCUCCCGUCCCGCCUCUUCUCGACCCACCCCACAGCCACCCACACCACCGCAGCCACAUCUUUGCUGAAGCCGUUGUCGAUCUCCCCCGCCAGCCCCCACUUAGCCGCCUCGUCCAGGAUGGCCCGCUGCACCACCUCACGCAACUCCAUCUUGCGGCCACCCACACCGCCCACCACAAAGCACUGCAGCUGCGGCACACGCACCACCUGGCCGCCCACAUCGGCCGUCCCGCCCACCACCUCCCUGUUGCUGCUGGCCCUGUACACUGCCGAGUGGACGAAGUGCUCCGCUGCCGCACACACACGGCGGGCCAUGUCGCUGCGCCGCACACCGAUGGCCUCACUGAUGGCCUCCUGGGCGGCGUCCAUGUCGAAGAGGUAUGACGCGAUGCGCCGGCCGAAGAUGGGGGCCUCCUGCGGGCCGACGGCCAGCCGGAGGGUCAGAAGGGCCGCGAGGGAGCGGUGGGGGGCGAGGGCGGCGUUGACGGCUGACAUGACGGCAGGGCCCACCUUGUUGAGCACCGUGGCGUACUCCGUCAGCACCAACUGACGCUCGCGGCGACGGUCCUCUGUGGCUGUGGGGAUGAGAUUGAUGUCGGCCGCCGCCCGCAGCAGGCUGCGGAUUGUCAGCUUGAACCUGUCACUUUCGGCGCGAUUUCGCUCCUUAGUGUGCUCGGGCGUCUCCGGGUCCUGAAGCUCUCGAGUUCGACGAUCGAGCUCCUCGGCAGCCAUGGCGAGGGGCGUGUGGCCGCGGUUGUCCUGUCCGUUGAUCUGGUCAGCGGGCAGCUUGCGGCAGAGGUGGUCGGCCACUUGGGGAGAGCCAUGCACUGCCGCGAAGCACAGUGGCGUCCAUCCAAUGCCGACGGCUUCCGUCAUGUCGGCCCCGUGCUGUGUGAUGAGGUCGAGGUAGGCGUCGAUGAAGGACUUGGAGUAGUACCCCCGCGCCCGCAAGGCGGCCUCGCGCACCAGGUUGCCACCCGCCCCAUUUCCUUCGGUGGCGAGGGUGGGGUCCUCUCGGAUGAGGCGCUCAUACAUCGACAUGAGCACCUUCUCAUACUCGGGGGGAACGGGGCUCUCCGGGGGCCACAAAGAUAGCACGCAGAGUCCACCUCCACGCAGGCGGAUGCCGGGCCGCUCCAUCAGCAGCUUGAAGGCCGUCUCGUUGCCUGCGCAAAUGGCCCUUUGGAGGGGCGGCGACCAAAACCAGCUUGGCGUGUUGAUGUCGGCGCCUCCGUCGAUGAGUGCGGUCAUGACGGCCUCCUGCAGCCCAGCAGACGACCACUGCGGUAGGACAGCGGGGCGGCUAGCACCCUCAUCGGCUUCUGCACGGAUGGUCGGCAUCGCGUUGUCUGACAGGUUGUCAAUGGCAAGACAAAGCAGCGAGUGGGCGCGGCCACGACACUUGCUGGGGGGGCUGCCGGGCCAAUUACGCAUGCUGCCCUUCUUCCGCAGCCGAGAGACGACGUUUGGGUCGGCUCCUUGCUGCCGAAUGAGGUCGGUCACUUGGUGUGGGGUGAUGAUGCGGCCGAUGAUACUCAGUGUCAGCUCCUUGGUGGCCUCGGUGGUGCCAAGAGGGAAGCGAGCCUCGAUGUCAUUGACGCCCACACAGCCGUCUGCGACAGUCACGCCAGUGGCCGCCACCACAGGGUGACCUGCAGCACAAUGCACAGAGCCACCACACGAGGCGGGCACACAGUGAGUGUGUGUGUAGCCUUGUCACAUCUGUGUGUCAGGCGUACCAUGCUCCUGGUAGCCGUCGCCGAGUGGGUCACCCCGAUCACCUGAGUCCUCACUGUCGUCGCCAUCACCAUCCGCCUCCUGCAUGGUAUCCCGAAACCACACACAAAGGGGCAAGGAAGAACGUGACGGACAUCGAAUCGACGGGGAGUGUGUUCAUGAGUGCCUCACCGGUUCGCUAUCGGCUCCUGCCUGUGCACUUUCCACCUCAUCGGCCGUUGCCUCGGCCAUUCCGCCCUCCUCCUUCUGCUGCUCGUCUGACCACAGACACAGUCGACGCACCGACAGAGAACACAUGAGUGUGCCGUACUGCUAGUGUGUUGACUGGCCUGUGUGGCAUGAUAUCGAAUAUCACUCACCACUAUCAACGCCGCGAUUGCGAUUGUCGUCCUCUGUUGGUCCGCCGCCGCUAUGCCCCUCCUCGCCUAAAUUGUCUGCAGACACAAUGAAACGCACAACCGCAUAAACGCAGUGGCGGGAUGCCGUAUGUGUGAUGUGUUGUGCAUUUGGUUGUGGUGUACCUGCAUCGCCACCGUCACCGUCACCGUCAGCCAUGGCAGCGGAGGCCAUGCCGAUGCCGUAAGACUCAGACAUCACUCAAACACACACCAAUU
Molecule: messenger RNA, 2794 nt
Organism: Vitrella brassicaformis
Lineage: Eukaryota; Vitrellaceae
Source: the annotation of a GenBank genome assembly